This is a messenger RNA of Panicum hallii, 958 nucleotides long. RefSeq names its product NAD(P)H-quinone oxidoreductase subunit M, chloroplastic. Lineage: Eukaryota; Viridiplantae; Streptophyta; Magnoliopsida; Poales; Poaceae. The transcript is spliced from 2 exons. Gene Ontology annotation, molecular function: oxidoreductase activity, acting on NAD(P)H, quinone or similar compound as acceptor. The record is from RefSeq and is a predicted model, not a curated record. The coding region runs from base 63 to 704 and encodes 213 amino acids.
AGAAAAAGGCAGAGGAAACCAUCACCGGCCAAGCAGACGCCAAGCAGAAAGCGGCCACAGGCAUGGCGACCACGGCGUUCCUGUCCCCGGCCAAGCUGGCGCCGCAGGGGCGCCGGUUCGCGGGCGCCAAGACGCCGGGUCGCGUCAGGUUCCCUCCGGCGCGCGCCCAGCCGCAGGAGCAGCAGGUGAAGGAGGAGGAGGCCGAGGCCGAGGCGGCGGCCGUGCCGCCGGCGCAGGGCGGCGAGGAGCCGGCGAAGGCGAGGAAGGGGGACGCGCAGUCGCUGCCGCGGCAGCCGCUGGCGGAGAGCAAGAACAUGAGCCGGGAGUACGGCGGGCAGUGGCUGAGCAGCGCGACGCGGCACGUCCGCAUCUACGCGGCGUACAUCGACCCGGAGACCAACGCGUUCGACCAGACGCAGAUGGACAAGCUGACGCUCAUGCUCGACCCCCAGGACGAGUUCGCCUGGACCGACGAGGCCUGCCAGAUGGUCUUCAACGAGUUCCAGGACCUCGUCGACCACUACGAGGGGGCCGAGCUGUCGGAGUACACGCUUCGGUUGAUCGGAUCUGACCUUGAGCACUUCAUCCGUAAGAUGCUGUACGAUGGGGUGCUCAAGUACAACAUGAGGUCCAGGGUCCUCAAUUUCAGCAUGGGCAAGCCCCGGGUCAAGUUCAACAGCAGCCAGAUCCCAGAAGCAAAAUAGAAUGAAUCCAGCACUGAAAGAGAAUGGUUUCUCCAUUCAGUUGCUGAGCGAUAUGUAUACUUUGCAGUUCCUGCAUUCCGGGACUCAGACUGCACAGGUGCAAAGUCAUACACGAUUUCUGUUACAACAUUUCGGCACUCUGCACAGUUGUACCCACAUAAAGAGUGGCUGGGCAAAAUAACUACUGUCUAAACUCUAAACAACACUUCUGUUUCUAGAGCACCGAGAUUGGGUACCUGUUCUGCAACCCCAUA